AUGACAGUUACAGAUUUCGGGGGUUUCUUUGCAAAUGCGUGUCUGCCUUUUGAUCCCAAGGAUGUCCUGUAUCUCACGGCAGGGUGGCCAGGUACUUGCUUUUCACGUAUCUCUGGUUGGAUUACAGCCUCCAUAAUGCUGGAAAGAUGUCUCUGUAUUGCUGUGCCUCUGAAAGUUAAAACAAUGAUAACAGUAAAGAGAACAGUUAUCGCACUCGUUAGCAUAUACGUGGCAAUGAUAGGUGCCCUGCUGCUAGUGUUUUAUGCCCUUCGUCUGGAGCCCAGAUACUCUCCUCUAAAGAACGAGACCAAGAUAAGAAUCGUUUAUAUUACCAACGGCUUUGCCAUAGAAAGUGCUGUUAUCUUGAUUAAUGCCUUCUCUCAACUCAUUACCUUUAGCAUCGUCAUCAUUUGCUCUAUAAUCCUUGUCCAAAACCUUAUUAGUAAGUCAAAAUGGCGGAAGUCUACUUCCAGUUCUGGAGAUCAUGAUGCUUUUUCAAAUAGAGACAAGAAAGUUGUGAAGUUGGUUCUAUUUAUUGCGAUCAUUUUCACAGUAUGCCUCUCGCCAAGUGUAAUUAACUUUAUUGCACAAAGUUUAGAACCCGAAUAUACCGCAUCAGGGAAAUACGGAGAUUUGUUUUUGCUGAUAUUAGUGGUUUGGUCAUUUUCUGCUUCCUUAUCAGCAACGAAUUCCGCAGUGAAUAUCUUUGUGUAUUACAACAUGAGUUCAAAGUACAAGCAGAUCCUGGACAAAAUGUUCCUCCGAGGCACAAAGGGCUAA
Molecule: messenger RNA, 780 nt
Organism: Aplysia californica (California sea hare)
Lineage: Eukaryota; Metazoa; Mollusca; Gastropoda; Aplysiida; Aplysiidae
Product: tachykinin-like peptides receptor 86C
Exons: 2
Coding region: 1-780 (259 amino acids)
Biological process (GO): positive regulation of Rho protein signal transduction; phospholipase C-activating G protein-coupled receptor signaling pathway
Cellular component (GO): membrane
Molecular function (GO): G protein-coupled peptide receptor activity
Source: RefSeq, a predicted model, not a curated record